AUGAAUGUAAAAAAAGAAGAAACUGAAUAUCAGAAUAACGAUAAAAAAGAAAUAGAAACAUCAAAAAAUGAUUCAUUAAAAGAUAAUUCAAGUGAAACAAAGUUGAAAAGUAAAAUUGUUAAAAAAGUAAGCUUUUUAGAUGAAAAGGAAUGCAUAAAAAAAGAGGAAGAUAAUUUUAAAGAAAAUAAACUUAAAAAAAGUAAUGAUAAAAUAAAUAGUAUUAAUGAUAGUACAAAAUAUAAUUUUAAUUAUAAUAAUUUGAAUGACAACUAUAAGAAUAAUAUUAUUAAUGGUAAUUCUGAUAGAAGUAAUAACAUAGAAGAAGAUAUUUUAAAAAAUAAUUAUAAUUGUAUUAAUUUUGAAUAUAAAGAUAAUACAAACGGCAUCAUAUAUGAAAAAAUUGAUAAGCAUGAAUUUAUUUAUAAUGAUAAAAGUAUACCUUCUUCCAAAAUUAGUUUAAAUGAAUAUGAAAUAAAAAAUAUAUUAAAUGAAAAUAAUGAAAAUAAUAAAAAUGAAGAACAACUAGUAAAAAAUGAAAUAAACAACUCUGAUUUUGAAAAAUCUUAUAAUAAUAGUAUAAACAAUUAUUUAUCUUCAUCCUUUGUAGAUAUCCUAAAUACAAUGCAUGAAAGUAAAAAAGAUUUGAAUAAUAAUUAUGGAAAAAAUUAUGUAAAUAAAGAUCAAACAGAUAACUUAGAGAAUAAUUAUGUACAUUUUAUUUCCUGUAUUUUAUGUGGAGAUAGUAUAAAAGCAAACUCUUCAAAAAUGUGUAAUAACUGUUUAUUACAAAAUAUAGAAAGUAAUAGUAUAAAUAUAAAUAAAGAUACUUAUUUAAUUUAUUACUGUCGUGAAUGUCGUAGAUAUUUACAUAAUAGAUGGGUGUACUGCGAAUUAGAAAGUAAAGAAUUAUUAGCAUUAUGUUUAAAAAAGGUUCAUAAAUUAAAAAAGCUUAAAAUUAUAAAUGCCAAAUUUUUAUAUACUGAACCCCAUAGUAAAAGAUUAAAAAUUCAUUUAAGUGUUCAAGAAGAAUUAAUAAAUAAUUUUAUUAGCGAAAUGGAAUUAAUUUUGCAUUAUGUAAUAAAAUAUACACAGUGUGAUGAUUGUAAAAAAAAGUAUACUCCUUAUACUUAUAACACAUGUGUAUCAGUGAGACAGAAGGUGGAUCAUAAAAAAACUUUAUUAUUUUUAGAGAGCUUACUAUUGAAAUAUAAUAUGAAUGAAAAUAUAAUCAAUAUUGUUACUAAUCCUGAUGGCUUAGAUUUCCAUUUUUUAUCAAGAAACGAUGCAUUAAAAUUUUGUGACUUUAUUUUAAGUAAAACUAUAUCAAAAUGUAAAAAUUCAAAACAUUUAAUAAAUCAUGAUGCUAGUAACAAUACAUACAAUUAUUUAUAUACUUUUUCUAUUGAUAUAUGCCCUAUAUGUAAAUAUGAUCUAAUUUUUUUCCCAAAAGAUUUAGCUAUGAAAUAUGGAAUUAAAAGUUUAUUUUAUUUAUGCAUACACGUUUCUAUUUUUAUUAUUCUAAUUAACCCAUUCUGUUUUUUGAAUAAUGUUCAUAUAUCACAAGAAAGAUAUAACAAGUAUCCUUUUACUCCACUUUUAAGUAAAGCAGAUGCAAAAGUCUUUUUAAUACUCAAUGUAGAAUUUAUUAACAAUGAUCAUUAUUCUAAAAAAGGAAAGAAUUAUGUAGCUAUUAAUAAUAAUAAUAAAAGCUUAAAUAUUAUAGAUGACAAUAGCUCCUGUUAUAAUGGAAACAUUAAUAGUAAUCAUAAUAAUAAGAAAAAAAAUAAUUUAAAAAGAAAAAAAAAAAAUAUUAAUAAUUCAGAUGAGAUACAGGAUGAUUUUAGUGCUGAUUAUGAUAUUACUGCUGGCAGCUUUACAGAUAUAAAAAGUUGCAAAUCGUCUUCAAGAAAAGUAAAAUUAGAUAAUCUUGUUUAUGCCUUUGUUGAAUUAUAUGAUGAAUCUAAUGGAAGUACUAUAUUAACAAAAACUUGCAACGCAAAACAUUUAAAACCAGGAGAUUAUGUUAAUGCUUAUGAUUUAAGAAAACAUUCUUUUGAUAAUGAAAUAAGCUUAUUUUUAGAAAAAGAUGAUAACUAUGAUAUAAUUAUUAUUGAUAAAGUAAAAUCAAAAGAAAAAUUAAAGAUUGAAAAUGAAUUAGCCGUCCAAAAUAAAAAUAUAGAAACAUUAAAGAAAGUUAAUGAAGAAGAUAAUAUUAAUAAAAUUAUUUUAAAUAACUGUAAAGACUUAGAAAAUAUAAGUAUUAUGUAA
Molecule: messenger RNA, 2268 nt
Organism: Plasmodium relictum
Lineage: Eukaryota; Apicomplexa; Aconoidasida; Haemosporida; Plasmodiidae
Gene: NMD3
Product: 60S ribosomal export protein NMD3, putative
Exons: 1
Coding region: 1-2268 (755 amino acids)
Biological process (GO): ribosomal large subunit export from nucleus
Cellular component (GO): nucleus; cytoplasm
Molecular function (GO): ribosomal large subunit binding
Source: RefSeq, a predicted model, not a curated record